This is a messenger RNA of Poecilia latipinna (sailfin molly), 754 nucleotides long. RefSeq names its product PIGB opposite strand 1 (gene pigbos1). The transcript is spliced from 2 exons. Bases 287 to 445 code for a protein of 52 amino acids. NCBI's taxonomy places the organism in Eukaryota, Metazoa, Chordata, Actinopteri, Cyprinodontiformes, Poeciliidae. The record is from RefSeq and is a predicted model, not a curated record.
UUUAUUGAAAAACACGGGUCAUGUCAUUGCUCUUAUGAGCCAUGUUUUAAUUCCUGUCAUUCGCUCGGUGGCGCUGUGCGUCUCUUCACUUGUCAGAACAGACGAAGAAGAAUGCUAUCCGUCCUUACAUAAAUAAGUGUCCUGUUUGUUUUUCUCUUUUAACGCCUUUCCUCUCUUUUAUCUGCCUGUUCCCCUUUUCUGUCUGGUGAUUACAGUCACUUUGCAUAAAGCGCUUCACUGGAUGGUUAGGGGUCUAUAGAUCUGGAUUCCUUGUCAAACAAGAGUAAUGUUUCGACAAAGGCUGCCGUUCUCACAGCUGCUAUUAGCCACGGUGCUUGGGGUCGCUGGUGGCAUCUACAUCUACAGACCUUAUUUUGAGUCACGACCAAAGGGCCUUGAACACCAAAACCAGGAUGUGCCAAAGAAAGGAAAUGACACGGACUGAGCAGAUCACCACUCCCAGGAAACACGUCAUAGACAGAACAAUUACGACCGUUGAUGCUGGACAGGAAGUAAAACAAAACUCAAACCAAUGUGGAUACAUUUCUGCUAUUAUGGGUUACUCUGCGUAAAAUAAAAUAUUUUAUUCUAUGAUGUCACUUUUUUAACAUGAUAUAAAAUGCUGUGACUCUUCAGCUUUAAACACCCUCUUGCCUUACAAUUAUUCGUAAGAAAUCAUUUGUAAAUGCAAAUGGUGUUAAGUGAAUUGUGAACUAAGAAAUAAAAAUGUUUUCUCAUGUUGUGUGAAUCAUGA